CAACAAACGUGGGCAACUACAUUAAAUUAAAAUAAAACAAAGCAACAAAACGCUACCACUACCGCUUCACACUUGUAGCAUCAGAAACAACAAGUUGUAGUCGCAUUGAUUUCAACUCGCCGGUAAACGCCACCGGACUUCGUCGUCGGCCGCUACAAACAUCACAACGGCACUCCAGUAGUAUUGGGAAGUUUUUAUGGCCAUUGCAUUCAAGUCAUCUUGUUUUUUGCAAUUCAACAAACCCAAUACCGGUUUUGGGCUCAGCUUUUCGUCGAGAAAACCUGUCAUAAUCUCUGUAAAGAGAUACACUUCGGUGGCUGCUAUCAAGACUAUGGAAACAGUUGGGAUCUCUGAAACAUUCAACAGGCUCAAGAAACAAGGAAAGGUGGCUUUGAUCCCAUUCAUCACAGCCGGUGAUCCCGACCUUUCAACCACAGCAGAAGCACUGAAAGUUCUCGAUUCCUGUGGAUCUGAUAUUAUUGAGCUUGGCGUUCCAUAUUCUGAUCCUUUGGCAGAUGGUCCUGUUAUUCAGGCUGCUGCUACACGAGCUUUAGCAAGGGGGAGCAAUUUUGAUUCAAUUAUUUCUAUGUUGAAUGAGGUUAUUCCACAAAUAUCUACUCCGAUUGCACUGUUUACUUAUUACAACCCAAUCCUGAAGCGUGGUACUGGAAAAUUUAUGUCCAUCGUAAGAGACACUGGCGUUCAUGGGCUUGUAGUCCCCGAUGUUCCUCUGGAAGAGACGAAAACUUUAAGGGAAGAAGCUAAGAAGCAUGGAAUUGAACUGGUACUCCUCACGACUCCCACCACUCCGACAGACCGGAUGAAAGCCAUUGUUGAUGCUGCAGAAGGAUUUGUGUAUCUUGUGAGCUCUGUUGGGGUCACUGGAGCCCGAGCGUCAGUUAGUGGUAAAGUUCAGGCCCUUCUGCAGGACAUCAAAGAGGCAACAACUAAGCCUGUGGCAGUUGGUUUUGGGAUAUCAACACCUGAGCAUGUGAAGCAGAUAGUGGGAUGGGGAGCUGAUGGCGUGAUUGUUGGCAGUGCUAUGGUGAGGUUGCUUGGUGAAGCCAAAUCUCCUGAAGAGGGACUGAAAGAACUGGAAAAAUUCACCCGCUCCUUAAAAUCAGCACUUGAUUGAAAUUAUGUAUGAAUUAUUACAAACUUCCAGUAGUUUUUUGUUGUCGAUCCAUUCUAGUAGUUGUGGUCUUCAUAAAUGAUGGAUUGAAUAGGAUCUGUUCCAUUUUUUUAUACAAUUUUGAAUAUGGCCAAGUUUUUGUACAUUUUCAAUUAUGAAAGGAUAUUUUCGUUACUGAGA
Molecule: messenger RNA, 1312 nt
Organism: Medicago truncatula (barrel medic)
Lineage: Eukaryota; Viridiplantae; Streptophyta; Magnoliopsida; Fabales; Fabaceae
Product: tryptophan synthase alpha chain
Exons: 10
Coding region: 197-1135 (312 amino acids)
Biological process (GO): L-tryptophan biosynthetic process
Cellular component (GO): cytosol; chloroplast
Molecular function (GO): tryptophan synthase activity
Source: RefSeq, a predicted model, not a curated record